Amyelois transitella is the source of this 995-nucleotide messenger RNA. RefSeq lists its product as uncharacterized. The record is from RefSeq and is a predicted model, not a curated record. The transcript is spliced from 3 exons. Lineage: Eukaryota; Metazoa; Arthropoda; Insecta; Lepidoptera; Pyralidae. The coding region runs from base 42 to 929 and encodes 295 amino acids.
UCUAAUUAAUCAAAUCUAAUGACACAGUGAAAACAGCUAAAAUGAAGUGCCUUCUUCUCCUAGCCUCUUUAGCUCUAGUGCGCGGAUACAGCAUCAAGGACAAUGAGAUCCCAACAGCUCGAUUGAGCACAAGUGAUGAACUAUUAGACAGUGUUAUCAGUGAUUGUUUUGAAGCAGAUUCUCCUACUUCGUGUCUUAAAGUGAAAGUUCUCUCGUUCCUGGAUACGAAGCUCGGAGUGUCCUCGGAGUCGGCCAGGGCGUUCGAGGAGAAAAACAUCGAUAAAGUCAUCUUCGAUCGCGUUGGAAGAAUUCUGAACACCAAUGAGUUCAGAUUCCAGCUCCCAGAGUUCUUGUUCCAAGGUGCUGAAGUCAGCUAUAGAGCUGACAGGGGUCUUGAUGUGGAGUUCCCCGAAGAAAGCAAUGAAAAUGGUGAAGCUCGCGGCAUCUUGAAGAAGAAGCUGCUGCUUCCAGUGUUGUUGCUGCUGAAAUUGAAGAUGAAGGCGUUGAUGCCGAUCCUAGUUGCGAUCAUUGGUGUCAAGGCUAUCAAAGCACUGAUCCUUAGCAAGCUCGCGAUCACACUUGUCGUCGGAUUCCUCGUCUACAACCUGCUGAUGAAGAAAGGAGCUAUGCCAAUGAUGAUUGCACCAACUGAAGCCGCCCCUCCCGCACCCCAAUACGGACCUCCGGCUUCACAAUACGGUACCCCUGCCUCCACCCCAGCAGCGCCCUCCGACUCUUACAGUCCCCAAUGGGAACCCUCCGCGUCCGGCCCCUAUUCUAGAGUUUGGGAUCCAUCGCAACUCGCCUACAGCUCAUACUACCCCGGAGAAUCAAGUUCUUCAGCUUCCUCGAACCAAUCUCCAAGUUAUUCUAGUGUUGCUUCCGUCUCAUCAUCAAUUUCAUCAUCAGCGUCAUCACCCACCUACUGAACUCGAUUACCUCGUGUAAAUAAGCACCCGAUUAUUGUAAAUAGGAUGAAGGCACCCACGGAUAGA